AUGCGCGGGAUGUCGAUGAUCGGGUGGCCGACCUACAUGGAGCAGAGAAUGAAUAGGGUGUUCACGGUGGAGAAGAUGGGUGUAGCGCUGCCGCUGGAUGACAUGGACGACGAGUUCGUUGUGGCGGUGGAGGAGAAAAAUUGGGUAAAAUUGUUAUUGUUCGUGCAAGAUGGAAAUAAUGACUUUAGGCAUAAACUGACCGAAGAGUUUCGAAAAAGGGGACUGAUGGUUCAUGGUGAAACUGGAGAAUCUGUCAUGGUCUCUAUCCCAUUUCAGGUCACCUUACAAAUGCUAACAUUUCUGGAUUUUAGGCUUUCGGAUCUGAGAAAGUUUUGUUACAUUGUAUCUGGUUGGUAG
Messenger RNA from Striga hermonthica, 357 nucleotides. Lineage: Eukaryota; Viridiplantae; Streptophyta; Magnoliopsida; Lamiales; Orobanchaceae. The record is from the annotation of a GenBank genome assembly.